Messenger RNA from Papaver somniferum (opium poppy), 2894 nucleotides. RefSeq lists its product as uncharacterized. The transcript has 10 exons. The record is from RefSeq and is a predicted model, not a curated record. NCBI's taxonomy places the organism in Eukaryota, Viridiplantae, Streptophyta, Magnoliopsida, Ranunculales, Papaveraceae. The coding region runs from base 372 to 2606 and encodes 744 amino acids.
CUAACCGAAACUCACUCACAUUUAAUGCCGUUGACUCCUCGUUGAGAAAAAUAAAAGAAUCCGAUGGUGUGGUGUGGAUUGAUUGUUUUUGGGCCCAAAUCUUCUUCUUGGACGGACAUAUCUGUAUUCCUCCUCCACCACCAUCACUCUCCACAGCAUACAACUUCUUCUUUUUCAAAAAUCUCAGACAAAAAUCGAAUCGAAUCGAAUCAAUCAAUCAGUCUCUCUAUCUCUCUCUGUGGCUGCUUAUCCAAAAAUCCCUAAUUCCAAAAGGUAUUCAGUUGAUCUAUAAGAUUUUAUCUUAGUGAAUGGCAUCUUCGAUAGAAUAACUAGGUCUUAACGGAAAACUCCCGUCAGGAAUUUAUAACAUCAUGGCACGUAAGGGAAAUCAACACAAGAAUGGGUUGGAUAGGAAUACAUCAAAUCAGAAAAGUAGGGAUCCAGAGACAUAUGCGGAUUCUGUAAAAGUGGAUAAAAAGGAAACAGUGGAACUAAGUGAUGGCAAAGCAGUUGGUAGUGAGCAACUUCCAAAUGGUGGUUCAAAUGCUAAGAGACGGAAUAAGAAAAGAAGUGUGGGAGAAGGAAAAGAUAACAAACAGAGACCCAAAGAAACAUUCGUGGAAGAUAAGCAGAGGGUUGAUACAAAGGUGGAUAUUCUGCAAUCGGCAUCUAUCUCUAGUGGACCAAGAGAAGUUGAUGGACAUGUGGACAGGUCUGACGCUUCUGAUUUUUCUGGAGAGAAUGGACCAUCAGUUAUUGGUGACCAGAGAUUGAGAACUCCAGUGGACAGCAUAAGGCAUGGAUUUCACUCAGCAAAUAUGAGGGAAAGUCCAGGGUCUUCAGAUACCAUACUUGGUAGAAAUUUGGGAGAGUUAGUUGUAUCCCUUUUGAAGGUAGUCAAUGGAUGGCUUGAAAGGAAGAAGCCAUUGCUUACUAGCAUAACAACCAUCUUGAUGGAUACCCGCGAUUAUGUUCGUCUCAAGAUUUUGCAAGCAUACCCUAUUGUUUGCAGGUGGCUCAUGCAUUUGGGUAAUCUAGUUAUGCUUGUAUCUCUGGUAUGGCUGGAUUGUAGUCUUCGGGGCCUUGGUUCGUUUUUGCGUUUGGGUACAACAUCCUUUUUUGCCGUCAUUUGGUGUGGCAUUUUCUCGGUAUUUGCAAUGAUUGGGUUAUGGAAGUUUCUUAUGAUCAUGGGAGUUGCUAUUGCCUUAGCACUUUUUGUUGGCUUCAUACCUGGAAUUUUGGUACUUGCCAUUUCUGCAGCUGUUUCUCUAUGGAUAUGUGGGAGCUUUUGGACAACAGGUCUUGUCAUUGUUGUUGGAGGAGGCGGAUUUUUAUUAAAAAGUGAACGCUUUGCUCUCUUAAUAACAACUACAUAUUCUGUGUAUUGUGCCUGGAUAUACGUGGGUUGGUUUGGUUUGUUUGCUGCCUUGAAUGUAUCUUUUAUCUCGAGUGAUGUUCUGAUACACUUUCUCAAAAACAACGUAAGCGAGCAUGGAAGGUCCUACGAACGAAAUCCCAAUAUGCAAGGCCCACCUGGUUCCUUCUCUGCGGCGCCCAUGAAUUCUUCUCCUUUUGAAGCUGGUUUCGGGAAACCAGCAGAUAGAAAUGCAGGAGAACCUUCAACUAGUGGGUCUGAGGCUGAGCUGACAUCUGAGGAAGAAGUUAUCCGGUUGUUAAAUUCACCCGAUCACUAUUCAGCUCUGGGAUUGGCUCGUUAUGAGAACAUGGAUAUGACGUUACUUAAACGUGAAUACAGAAAAAAGGCAAUGCUUGUCCACCCUGAUAAAAAUAUGGGGGAUGAAAAGGCUGUAGAAGCCUUCAAGAAACUUCAGAAUGCAUAUGAGGUUUUACUCGACUCUUUGAAGCGUGAAGCAUAUAAUGAUGAAUUGAGGAAAGAGGAGCUACUAAACUGGUUCCGGAGAUCCCAAAGUUCAUCUCAGAUGAGUGGGAGACAUGAUCACUUUGCUUCUGGAUUCACACAAUUUGAGGGUGAUGAUGGCGAGCCCCUUGGAGAUUUCAGACGAAUAGCCUGCAGAAAGUGCCGUCAGUUUCACGUAUGGGUUCUUGUCAAUAGACCAAAAUCUCAAGCAAGAUGGUGCCAGGAAUGUAAUGAUUGUCAUCCAGCUAAAGAUGGAGAUGGAUGGGUUGAACAGUCCUCUAAACCCUUUUUCUUCGGAAUGCUGCAGAAGGUGGAUGCACCCUUGGCAUAUGUUUGCGCUGAAAGCAGGAUUUAUAAUGCAACAGCAUGGUUUAGUUGUCAGGGGAUGAGAUGUCCAGCCAACACUCACAAACCAAGCUUCCACGUGAACACUAGUGUGACAUCGUCUAAGCAUGGACCGACAAAGGGAAAUGGUGGUUCAGGACAAAAGUGGGCUGGUGGCAUUCCACCUAACAUGGACGAGAACAUGACAGAGGAUGAAUUUGUGGAGUGGUUGCAAAACGCAAUGCAGUCUGGCAUGUUUGAAGCUGCUGCUGGUAAUCCACCUCAGCCAGAUAGCCCCUUCUCUGGUGCAAAAAACUUCAACAAAACUCCAGGAAGUGGCGCAGGUGGUAGCAGUAGUAGCGGCAAUAACAAGAAGAAGAGGAAGGGAAAAAAGCAAUGGUAACUCUGAAAACCUCAAAUUUACAGUCACAAAGGGAAUGGAUUGGUAUUAGUAACUAAUCUAACCCUACAUUUUGAACAGAGGCUCCAUAUGUUGUAAACAGGGGAACUCUAAUACUAGUUAUGGAUGACAAAAGAGAAAGCCAUUAUUAUGGAGUUUUAAAAUUCCUUGAGAAUUUUAAAAUUACUCAUUCAGCUAUGUAAAAAUCAAAUGUUUUCUUUUUAGUUGCAAAAUUUGUUUUGUUUUUCGGACCAAAGAUCAAACACUAAUGGCACAAGGUUAUUCCUGCCA